Molecule: messenger RNA, 1701 nt
Organism: Zootermopsis nevadensis
Lineage: Eukaryota; Metazoa; Arthropoda; Insecta; Blattodea; Termopsidae
Source: RefSeq, a predicted model, not a curated record
AUGUGGGCAGGAUUUGUCACUGUAGAAACUCAACUUUGUUAUUUGUCGCAUGAUGUUGGUGAACUGCCUUGUGCUUCUCAUUAUUAUAAGAGUCCUGUGAAUGAACGGAACCUAUUACAUGAUGGUGAGAGUCCGUAUUCCUGUGAUGUUUGUCAUAGAUCAUUCGCUCUUCAAACUACACUGAAGAAUCAUCAACGCAUUCACAAUGGGGACCGUCCAUAUUCCUGUAAUGUGUGUAAUAAGUCAUUCAGCCGGAGAAAUCGUUUGAAGAUACAUCACAAUAUUCAUAGUGGGGAGCGUCCAUACUCCUGUGAUGUAUGUAACAAAUCAUUCAUUGAACGGAGUAAUCUGAAGAAACAUCAACGUACGCACAGUGGAGAAAGGCCAUACUCCUGUGAUGUGUGUAAUAAAUCUUUCAUUCUUCAAACUACACUGAAGAAUCAUCAACGCAUUCACAAUGGGGACCUUCCAUAUUCCUGUGAUGUGUGUAAUAAGUCAUUUAGCCGCAGAAGUCGCUUGGAGAGACAUCACCUUAUACAUGGUGGGGAGCGUCCAUAUUCCUGUGAUGUAUGUAACAAAUCAUUCAUUGAUCAGGGUAGUUUGAACAAACAUCAGUUUACGCACAGUGGAGAAAGGCCAUAUUCCUGUGAUGUGUGUAAUAAAUCGUUCAGUAGGAGUAGUAAUCUGAAGGUACACCUACGCAUACAUAGUGGGGAGUGGCCAUACUGCUGUGAUGUGUGUAAGAAAUCAUUUAGUCGAAGCAAUCUUAUGAAGAACCAUAAAUGCAUACACAGUGGGGAGCAGCUGCCAGAUUUCUGUAAUGCGUGUAGUAAUUCGUUAGGUCAGAUGUGUAAUCUGAAGAUCCAUCAAUUAAUACAUAAUGGCAAGCGGCCAUAUUCUUGUGACAUGUGUAAUAAAUCAUUUACUCAUAAAAGAAAUCUAAUCAGACAUCGGCGUACACACAGUCGGGAGAGGCCAUUCUCUUGUGAUUUGUGUAAUAGGUCAUUUGGUCGGAGGAGUGAUCUUAAGAUACAUCUACGCAUCCACAGUGGGGAGCGGCCAUAUAUCUGUGAUGUCUGUAAAAAAUCUUUCGUUCAGAAGGGUGCUUUGAAGACACAUCACAUUAUACAUGAUAGACAGUAGACACAAUUAUGUGAUAUAUUUCAUAAAUGAUUCCUUUACCAGCGUAAUGCCAUUAAUGACUAUUGGUUAUUUCAGUAACAUUAAAUCUACUCAUUAAUAGAAUAAUCCGAUGAGUCAAUACAUGUGUGGGGUGCACAUAUUCUUGUGAUAUAUGUAGGUCUUCCUAUUAUCAGAAGAGUCUGCAGAAGUAUUAUUGCUUACCGAGAUUAAAGUAACUAUUGUCCCAUCUUGAAUAAGACUUUGUCUGCUGUGAGAAUGCAAAUGAAUAUCUACUCGAGCACAUUUGAUUUGUACAGGAAUAUUAUCGAGGAUAGGAUUAGUAAUUGUGUAUUUGAGGCAAAACAGAGAGGCAUGGCCCGACAUCAUCUGGAUUCAUAUUUAGCUGAGAUCUUGUGGCAGCGUACAAAUGAUAACGGUGAUAUUUUUAAAACGAUUUUAAAAUCCAUAAGCAAAUUUUGUCCUCUGGAGACAGGUAGUAAUAACAAUUAACAUCUCAUGCAUAUCAAAAUAAAAUUUAAUAAUUUGUCAUUUAUUGAAAUAAAAUAUAAUAACUUUCAA